GCUGCUUAAAAAAAUCGGAAAGUCCGUAGAACACAGGAAAACGUAGUAGCAAUCUUCGUGCUAAAAACCCAAGGAGAGAAAAUUCGCAAAAAAAAAAGUCAUUUAUUCAUCGAACAAUUAACAGAGCAAGAUACACCGGUGUCCAAACAGCUGUAGAGAUUCUUAGAAACGUCCUUAAGAAACAUAUAACCCGUGCGUAGGUACGGUUGACUUUUAAAACAGCUCGGCCGACGAAGAGGAAACAAAAACCUGUUUGAGGAAAUUUUCACUCCCAUAACACCGUCAUAGGCACAGAAGUUCACAAGAGUAAAGCCGAAGGCAGAAUUUAACUGCGUGUUUUCUGAACUAAAAAGAUAAAAACCCCAAAAAAAAGAUACGUGGACAUAAAUUCUCAUCGUAACAAUAUAUCCACGCGAAAAGUGAUCAAAUAUUUCGCAAGUCACGGAACGCACUUUACUCGCUAACAAAGUACGUACGGAUCGUGUGCGAAUGGAAUGCCGUAAGAAGGCUGCCAUAUGUAUAUAUAUAUACAUAAUGACCGGAUUUUUCCACUCGAGUAGGAUCGUACGAUCUAUACUGAUCGAGACUAAAUCAUGGAUCGAAUUUGCUCGGCGCAAGGGAACUGUUGCCAGUCCAAGGGAUGGGGAAGACGUGGCGGAAGUACGGGAAGCAAUUUUGAAGAACACGGAAAUAACACAGGACCAUUUGACCCCGGAAUUAAAGUUGCAUCUGCUGACACCAAACUGUCCAUUGUACCACGCACCGAAUGAAGAUAAAUCAAGAUCGGUGGGAAUACCCUGGCCUUAUCAAGAUCCAUUUUGGUCCAUAUACUGGCCAGGUGGGCAGGCAUUGACCAGAUUCAUCUUGGACGAAGGAAAUACAAUUUUUAGAUCUUCGUCAAACGGAACUUCCGCUUUGCGUAAGGAUGAAAUAACUGUGCUUGACCUUGGUGCCGGAUGUGGUGCCUCGGCCAUUGCGUCUAAGCUGACAGGAGCGUCGAGUGUCUUGGCUAACGAUAUAGAUCCUGUUGCAUGCGUGGCAAUGAAUAUGAACGCGGCUUUGAACAGCGUGCAAAUUUCAAUUUCCAAAGAGAAUUUAAUUGCACAGCCGUACAAUGGUAAUUUUCACGUUAUUCUCGUUGGGGAUCUUCUCUACGACGAGGUUAUAGCAGGAUCACUUAUUGUCUGGCUCAACGAGGCCCUUGCUGCGGGUUCACAAAUAUAUCUUGGUGAUCCCGGAAGACACGGCCUCACGGAUACCUUACGUAGACGUUGGAAGAUACUACGAGAAUAUCCACUUCCAGAAAAUGUCCGUAGGGAGAAUCGUGGUUUCGACACAGCCUGUGUGUGGCAGUUUUCAUGAAUAAAAUUGGCGAAAAUCCCUGAACUUUGGUAUAUGUAGGCUCACCCGUCUAUCACACCUGACGAGAGUGUACCUGGUGUGUAAAGUCCAAAAAAUUGUGCAACUAUAAAAGUCGUCUGUGGCAAAUCGAGAAAUUUGUGAUUAAAUAAAAUUAUCGCGAUAAGCGUACCAGGAUUUACUUGGCACACUUAUGUGAAAAGUUGCGAUUGGCCUUUUGCUUUCGCCAAUUCACGGUAUGUCUGCCAAUUUUCUAAGAACGACCUUCGAUCCGGCCAUUUCUCCCGACAGUUUCUACACGCUUGGACAAUGAUCGUAGAUCAAGGUUCAUGGAUCUGGUAGAGCAAAGAUCUUCUAGACGGUUGUUACUCAUGAAAUAAUUAUUUAAAUUAAAUACUUACUUUUUUACUCAGCAUAGUGUCCAGACUCCCAUGAAGUACAAGACUAGAGCGCAGUGACGUCAUGUUGGACAAUUUUAUUCUGCAUUCAUCUUUACACCACUCGCGCAGUUGCAAGGUUGUUCAUUUGGGUUGACCAACGGACAUUGAAUCAGGCAACCUUCUCCGGAAUACUCUGUAAUAAUUAAUGGUUCAGAGAUGAAGGAGGUGCUUUAAUUACUGUAACAAAUACUGAUUCGUCAUCACGCGUCGUUGAAGUUUGCCUCCAAUUACCGCUUUUCGAACAAGCAUCAGGAAGUUUCUACUGGAUUGCGCAACGUCUUGGAAAAUUUCAGACCAAACAAGCUACUGGCAAAUUGUAUGGAACUAUUAAUUGAGUACUAAAAGUUUUAUCGAGUAUCACGUUGAGAACGUUUGUGGACACCAUUAUCAGAUUUUCCCAUAAGGUCUAUGUAUAAUCAUAAGCUUCAAAAUGGACAAAACUGUAAAAACAGAGAAAAGAAAGCGUAGAGAAACGUAAUGUAUAGGAUUCAAAAUUUGACCUCUUGAAUUAUAUUAGACCUAAAAUCCA
Messenger RNA from Cephus cinctus (wheat stem sawfly), 2328 nucleotides. Its product is annotated as electron transfer flavoprotein beta subunit lysine methyltransferase. Gene Ontology annotation, biological process: peptidyl-lysine trimethylation. The transcript is spliced from 5 exons. Gene Ontology annotation, molecular function: protein-lysine N-methyltransferase activity. Lineage: Eukaryota; Metazoa; Arthropoda; Insecta; Hymenoptera; Cephidae. Bases 490 to 1362 code for a protein of 290 amino acids. The record is from RefSeq and is a predicted model, not a curated record. Gene Ontology annotation, cellular component: mitochondrial matrix.